Blepharisma stoltei is the source of this 933-nucleotide messenger RNA. NCBI's taxonomy places the organism in Eukaryota, Ciliophora, Heterotrichea, Heterotrichida, Blepharismidae. The record is from the annotation of a GenBank genome assembly.
AUGGAUAAAACUAGCAAGAAAAAACAACAACGCUUUGAGGAUGACGCAGAAGACAGCUACUCAGAAGUCCAGCUUGAAGAAAUAAUCACCCAAGUGAAGCCAGGUGACAAACCUCCUCGGAGAUCCUUCAAUUUUUAUUCCGUUGCUCGACUCAUAUAUUCAUUUUGUUCCUGUUUAAAAGUCAAAAACAGAGAGCCAUCAAAAGUAACCGAAGAAACAAUACUUCUCCCUCCAAAAGAUUUUGCACUAAAAGCAACAAAAACGCUUGUAUUGGACUUAGAUGAAACUUUAGUCCAUAGCUCACUUAAGCCAGUUGAUAGCCCGGAUAUGGUUAUCAAUCUUACAAUAGAAGGAAUUUCCCACUUGAUUUAUGUCAAAAUAAGACCAGGAGUCCCAGAAUUUUUAGCCAAAGUUUCUGAACUCUAUGAGGUCGUACUCUUCACUGCAAGCCUGGCUAAAUAUGCCAAUCCAGUCAUCGAUCUAUUAGAUCCAAACGGCUAUAUAAAUGCCAGACUAUUUAGAGAUAGCUGUGUUGUGUAUAAUGGGAGUUACGUUAAAAACUUAGACCAUCUUGGCAGAAAUAUAAAAGAUGUAAUUAUAGUCGAUAAUUCACCGAUCGCAUAUUCCAUGCACCCAAAUAACGCUAUUCCUAUAACUUCAUGGUUCGACGAUCCAUCUGACACAGAGUUAUCCAAGAUCAUCCCCGUUUUGGAAAGCUUAUCAAAAGUCGAAAACAUUCCUCUCGUAAUUCAAGACCUAAAUCAGCGUAAAAUCAAAUUGAGCCCGAAAAACAUUUCGAAUUUGACUUUAAAUGUCCAGCAGCAAGUUGAGCUUUCUGGACCUAAAACACAUAGAGAAGAAGAUAGAAGCUUUUUCAAUUCUCCAUUACAUCGAUCUACUCCUGAAAAAAUAUUUAGAUUUGAAACUAAUUAA